CUGCGUUUCGGUUAACAUCAGUAUAGUAAACAUUUUAAAAACCAACAAAAGAAAAUUUAAAAUUGUUACAAUGAAAUUGCUGGGAAUUUUCCUAAUCAGCUUUGCCUUGCUCUUGCUUGCCACUAUAAAUUCCUGCCGGGCUGCAGAAACUUUAAAUCAAUUGGAUGAAGGACUAUUGGAGGGAUAUGGUGUUGACAACGAAGGAUUAACUUUGAAUAGACAAAAACGUUUGACCUGCCAAAUUAAUCCUGCAUUAUGUGCCACACAUUGUAGAAUUAAGGGAUAUCGUCGUAGUUAUUGUUCACGACAAAAAGUUUGCACAUGUCGCAGAUAAAUUAAUUAUUUGAUUCAAAAUAAAUAAAAUAAAAUAAGUUUUUCAAAACCAA
This is a messenger RNA of Lucilia sericata (common green bottle fly), 386 nucleotides long. Its product is annotated as sapecin-B-like. Lineage: Eukaryota; Metazoa; Arthropoda; Insecta; Diptera; Calliphoridae. The record is from RefSeq and is a predicted model, not a curated record. Gene Ontology annotation, biological process: defense response. The transcript has a single exon. Bases 71 to 334 code for a protein of 87 amino acids.